Candoia aspera is the source of this 1113-nucleotide messenger RNA. It is a transcript of the gene C3H1orf52, whose product is annotated as chromosome 3 C1orf52 homolog. The record is from RefSeq and is a predicted model, not a curated record. NCBI's taxonomy places the organism in Eukaryota, Metazoa, Chordata, Lepidosauria, Squamata, Candoiidae. Bases 49 to 612 code for a protein of 187 amino acids. The transcript has 3 exons.
GUGCGCCGGUUCCCGAGGACGGGUGUUUCUGUUGCACGAGUCCCUGCCAUGGCAGCAGCGGAGGGGAAGGACCCGCUAGGCUUCUUCGCGGCGUACGCUAGCGAUAACAGCUCGAGUGCCGGUUCGGAUGCUGAGGACGAGGAAGGCUCGAGCCGAGAGGCCAAGGCGUCUUCACAGCAGCCGCCGAAUGGCGUCCCCGAGGGGAAAUUGCGCUUGCCCGGGCCCGAGGAGCUCUUCCGCAGCGUCAAUCGACCGGCUUUCCUCUAUAACCCGCUGCAUAAGGAGAUAGACUGGGAGAGUCGGGUCGUGCGAGCUCCUGAAGAGCCUCCUAAGGAAUUCAAGGCAUGGACCACAAAUGCUGUGCCUCCCCCUGAGACUUACAUUGUCAAAGAAAAAAAGCCUCCGCCUCCUCCUGAGCGUGAUAUGGCAAUCAAAUGGUCAAAUAUCUAUGAAGAUAAUGGUGAUGAUGCUCCACGGCAUGUAAACAAUGUACAGUUCUUACCAGAAGAAGAGCAAGAAUACCUUGAAUCAGAUGGUGAAAAAGAUGAACCCAGCUCAUUUAAGAAACGCAAAUUAAAUCCUGAUGAGCAGACAAAGAAGAAAAGGCAAUGAUGAAUUGAACAAAGACUGAUGAAUUUAUCAAUGUCGAAGUUCUGAUUUGAUUGAUGUUUGUUGUAAAUGUCAAGCCUAUUAAUGCAAAUGUUUCUAGUGGAAACCUUUUAAUUACAACACAACUUUUAAAACAUGUUGUGGUAAAUAUUUGUGCUCAUAUAGACUUUGUAAGUUCAUAUCUUCUUCACACUUAAGAAAGAAUCUUGUGACAUUGUAAUCUUUAACAUGUGGCAUAAAUUUUUUGGCCUUUAAUAUGCUACAGGAGUUUAAUUUUUGGAGCAAUAAGCAAGUAUUAUGAAAAAUAUUACAUAUGAACAAUGAUGAUAUGUGAAACGUAAAUGUAAUAAUUGUUUACUGAACUACUAUUGUGAUAGUUUUUUUCUUAAUAAAAUGCGAUUUUGGGGGGGAAGGGAGAGUAUUUAACUGCAUUGUGGUCAAAAUGAGAUUGUUUUGAAAUGUUUGUAAGUAGCUUACUAAAAUAAAGCUGUAUGUUUCAAAGAU